Ilex paraguariensis (yerba mate) is the source of this 1734-nucleotide messenger RNA. NCBI's taxonomy places the organism in Eukaryota, Viridiplantae, Streptophyta, Magnoliopsida, Aquifoliales, Aquifoliaceae. The record is from the annotation of a GenBank genome assembly.
AUGCCUCUACCAACAUCUCACUCCUACUUUGAUGGAUUGUCAACUUUCAAAGUUGGAUCCUUCAUUGGGCUGGCAGCCAAGAAAAGUGCUAAUGCACUUGCAGCAAGGGCCUGCAAUAUUUUUUUUGCCUUGGUGGAUUUAAGCAGUAGUUCUUCCAUUGCUUGUGAUCAGACAAUUACCUCCCACAUAACACUUGACCAAUAUGGACUGUCUACAACCUGGUACAUACUAAAGAAGAGGUUUGAUCGUGGUUCAUAUGGUGAAGUUUGGCUGGCUUUUCAUUGGAAUUGUUCCCGAGGCAGCAAUGCUUCGACUUUGAGUAUGAAAGAAAAAGAUCUUACAUCUAACACUAUGCAUCUUGGCGUAUGUGAUGAAAAUUUUCCAACAAACUCAUCUGCUUAUGAUAUUAAUGCUGGCGCUCCUGAUGACCACAUGUUCAUUUUGAAGCGUAUAAUGGUGGAAAGAGGUACUGCAGUUUACUUGAGCGGUUUACGGGAGAAGUAUUUCGGUGAAAUUUUUGUGAAUGCUUCUGCAUUUCUGGAAGGUUCAAUAUCAGCUGGAACAUCAGAUUCUUUCUGGAAAGAAUCACAAUCAAAGUCAUAUGAAUUGUUAAAAACAAAUGAAUCAGAUCUUCAAGAAAUUGAGAACACAAUGAGUUUUGGACAUCUAUUCCUGAGAGAAAAUCGGCUGUUGAGAGAUGUCCAUGAAGAAGGUCUGAAUCAUAUUGCAAGAUAUGUCGAGUCUUUUGAAUCUCAAUCCAAUGAAAUAUGGCUUGUGUUCCGUCAUGAAGGGGUGUCCCUGUCAAAGCUUCUGUAUACUGCAGAAGAAGUAGUAAGUAAUGCUGAUGAAGAAAGGGAUGAACACGCAAAACGUGUUCAGGUGUUGCAUCCAUCAAAAUGGUGGCACUGGUUGAAGACUACAGAAGCAGGACAAGAAGAAAUGCGGAAUCUUAUUUGGCAAUUGUUGAUGGCACUCAAGUCCUGUCAUGACCGCAAUAUCACCCACAGGGAUAUCAAACCUGGUGAGGAUGCAGCUAUCCUUAACAUGGUCAUUUGCUUUGAAGAUCAGAUUUCUGGGAGAUGCUUGGAAGGAAGCCCUAAUGGAGAUAAGAAUUACACGACUAAAAUGCGCAUCAUUGACUUUGGCAGUGCAAUGGAUGAGUUCACAGUGAAGCAUUUGUAUGGGUCUGUUGGACCUUCUAGAGCUGAACAAACUUACGAGUAUGCUCCUCCAGAAGCUCUUCUAAAUGCUAGUUGGUAUCAGGGGCCAACAAGCACAACUUUGAAGUAUGAUAUGUGGAGCGCUGGUGUUGUGAUGUUGGAGUUGAUUUUAGGAUCACCAAAUGUGUUUCAGAUAAAUGCUAAAACACAUGCUCUUUUAGAUCGACACCUCGAGGGUUGGAACGAAGGCUUAAAGGAGCUCGCAUAUAAACUCAGAGCAUUCAUGGAAAUGUGCAUCUUAAUCCCUGGGAGUUCUUCAAAACCUCAUCGCACUUGGGGUACAAAUGAUCAGGGCGCAAAUUCACCAGCUUCCUGGAAGUGCUCUGAAGAUUUCUUUUCCCAUCAAAUAAAGAGCAGAGAUCCACUUAAAUUAGGGUUUCCAAAUAUUUGGGCUUUGCGGUUAGUACGCCAGUUACUACUUUGGAAUCCAGAGGAUCGACCGAGUGUUGAUGAUGCUUUGCGGCAUCCUUAUUUUUUGCCAUCUACCCAAAGACAAGGUCAUGGAAAGAUCUAG